This is a messenger RNA of Dama dama (fallow deer), 1563 nucleotides long. It is a transcript of the gene CCDC194, whose product is annotated as coiled-coil domain containing 194. The record is from RefSeq and is a predicted model, not a curated record. Bases 1 to 711 code for a protein of 236 amino acids. NCBI's taxonomy places the organism in Eukaryota, Metazoa, Chordata, Mammalia, Artiodactyla, Cervidae. The transcript has 4 exons.
AUGGCCGAGCCCGGGCCGGAGCCCGAGCCGGGGCGCGCCUGGCGGGUGUUCGCCCUGUGCGGGGCCGCAGUAUUCCUGGCAGCGGUUGCUGCCGGAGCAGCCCUUCUCGCCUGGAAUCUGGCCUCCUCGGCCUCGCGGAGGCCCCGCUGCCCAGAGCCGGCCGCCAACACCACGGCGCCGCCUGGAGACCCCGGACCCGAAGUGGAGGAACUUCGGCGCCGACUGGCAGAGGCUGCCCGGCUCGAGGAGGCCCUGACGAAGCGGCUGAAGCAGGCCGAGCGUGUCCGCCGGGAGCUGGAGGAGGCCCUAAGGGCCUGUGAGGGCCGCCAGAGUCGGCUUCAGACCCAACUGAUGACUCUGAAGACUGAGAUGGAAGAGGCCAAGGCGCAGGGGACCCAGAUGGGGGCUGAGAACGGGGCGCUCACAGAAGCCCUGGCGCGCUGGGAGGCGGCGGCCGCUAAAUCUGCGCAGCAACUGGACGAGGCGCAGCGGCGCGCACGUACGGCCGAGGCGGAGGGCGAAGCCUGCGCAGCCCGGGAGGCGGCGCUGCGCGAGCACGUUAAAGCCCUGGAAGCCCAGACGGGCCCCCAGCGCAGAGUUUCACAGCCCCGGACCCGCUCCGGGUCCCGACCCCGGCCCAGUCCCCGCUCGCGCUCUCGCCCAGGAACUUCCGGGGGCUGCAGGCGACCUACGCGGCGCGCACGAGGGUGAGUCGGUCCCCAGCUGGAUAGGGGCUCGAGACCAGGAGGACAGACCCUGGGAGCCCUGCAGGGACAAUCAGAGAGGUGCCCAAGCUGGAUGAGAUGCUCAGUCGACACCCAUCCACGCUCAGCUUUUGACCCAGCAGCAACCCUGAAACUGUGCUGAAAGAAGACACGACCCUGUGUUUCUGACCAUCUAGUACCUAUCUACAGACGGGAAUACUGAGGUCCACUGGGUCACAAAGUGAGAUUGUGCAGAGCCGGGACAUAAGUCCCCUCUAAGGACAAGGCCAGUGUUGCCCUCAUCCCUCGGACAUGAGGACUUAGGGUCCAGCCCUGAUCUGGGAGUGACCUGAAGGGCUCGCUUCUCCUGUCUCGUCCUCAGUUUACCUUAUCUGUAAAAUGAAGGAUUGGAAUGGUGAGGGCCAGCAUAUCCUUGACACCAGAACCUGACAUAAAUGGCACAAUAGGAAAACUCCAGAUCUCUCUCCCUUUGAGGGUACAAAGCUCCCAAAUGAAAUUUUAGGAGAACCAAGUAAUACAUGACAAAGGGACAUAGGCCUGAGAUGCAAAGAUGGUUCAGUAUUGGGAAGUCUGUUAAUAAAAUUCUCCAUGCUAAAAAAAAAAAAAAAAAUUUGCCAUGCUAAUGGAUCAAAUGAAAAGCAUUCUGAAAAGGUCAUCAAAAUAGCAAAAAUUUCAUGUGAGAUUAUACAGUAUUUGUCUUUCUCUGACUUACUUCAGUUAACACGCUCUAGAUCCAUCCAUGUUGUUGCAAAUGGCAAGAUUUUUUUAUGAGCCUAUUAUAAGCAGUAUUCCAUUGUGUGUAUACAUACAUUGUGUGUGUGUGUAUAUAUAUAUAUAU